Molecule: messenger RNA, 264 nt
Organism: Pocillopora verrucosa
Lineage: Eukaryota; Metazoa; Cnidaria; Anthozoa; Scleractinia; Pocilloporidae
Source: RefSeq, a predicted model, not a curated record
AUGCAUUCUAAAAGAUUGGCAGUCGUUGAGGUCGCAAAUAACUUCCUAUCCUGCCGGGCAAAAGAAGACAUCAAAGAAGGUUCCUUCCUGACUGAUCUCUGGGGUAGAGUCAGCGAGAAGGCUACCAGAUACACCGUGGGGCUGUGCAACUGUGGGGCUGUAAAAUGUCUCGGUGAGAUAAAAGGCUUCAAGUUUUUGACGCCAGAGCAACAGAAGUCGAGGGAAAAGGAAUUAUCUCCUAUUUUAAGUGAGCUUUGGCGUUAA